Messenger RNA from Rotaria sp. Silwood1, 2556 nucleotides. The record is from the annotation of a GenBank genome assembly. NCBI's taxonomy places the organism in Eukaryota, Metazoa, Rotifera, Eurotatoria, Philodinida, Philodinidae.
AUGUUUCCUGGACGUAGUGGCCCACAGGGUUCUUCUCAAGUGGACUUUAGCAUUAUUGAAUAUUGCGAUCGUUUAAAAAAAGAAUUUAGUGUAUUACAACAACAGUGUCAAAGUCUAAAAUUUGAUUGUGAAAAAUUAGCACAAGAAAAAAUUGAAGUUCAUCGUCAAUAUGUUAUGUAUUAUGAAAUGUCCUAUGGACUUAAUGUUGAAAUGCAUAGACAAUCAGAAUUAGCUAAACGAUAUUUAGCUAUAUGUCAUCAAAUAAUUCCAUGUUUAUCACAAGAACAACAAAAUCAGGUAGCGGCAACACUUGAACGUGCUAAACAAGUUACUGUUGCAGAAUUAAAUGCUAUUAUUGGGCAACAAAUGCAUGGUCAAGGUGCUGCUUUUCCUCAUGGACAUAAUCAAUCACCUCAUUUAGCAGCAUUGACUGCUGCUCAUGCAGCAUCUCCCUUUGGUUUACCUGGUGGAGCUGGACUUCCUCCUGGCCUUCUUGCUUUACAAGGUGCUGCAGCUGCUGCACAACAAGCAUAUCUUAAAGAUGAAAAAGAUAAUCUAGAACGUGCAGAAAAAGCAGCAGCAGCGGCUGUAGCUGCAGCAGCUGCAGCCGCAGCAUCAUCACAUAAACGAAGUUCAAAUUCUCCUCAUCAUAUGACUGAUAAAUAUCGUGGUCAUAGUCGUUCACCACUUGAAUCUCAUGAAUCAAAAAAACUCAAACGAGAUGAAGAUAGUGAUGGUGAAAAAAGUGAUGGUGAUUUAGUUGUUGAUGAUGCAAACGAAAAUGAUAAACAAUUAAUGAACGGUUCUCGUUCACCUCUUGAAAAUGGUGAUGCAUCAAAACUAAAUUCAGCAUCACGUCAUAAACAAUCACAUAAUGAUGAUAGUAGUCGAAGUCCACAUAGUGAUAAUGGUUCAUCACGUAGUACACCUUCACAGAAGGGUAGUGAAAAAAGUGGUUCAGCACCAAUAACAACAACAGCAACGAAUACAUCAUCGAGUGGCAACGGUGGAAAUUCAAUGAACAAAACAAGCUCGCGUAGUGGCAGCAACAGUGGUGUUCGUCAUUCUCCGAAACUUCCUCCAGCUGCUAUGUUUGGUCCAUAUGGCGCAUUCAUUCCGGAAAACUUUGCUGCAUUUGCUGCUGGUCUAAAUCCAACAUCUGUUCUCAAUGCAGCAGCAUUCGCCGCUAGUGGUACAAGCAAUAAUCCAACGCAUUUAAAUUCGACGAACAAUUUUUCAUCACGAUCAUUACAUCCAUCAACAAAUUUCAAUGAUCUUUAUACAGCUAUGCGUAUUCCUCAACAGCAACAACAACAACAACAACAACAACAACAGCAAAAUCCUCUAUUAACAAUAACAUCAACAAUUGCUGCAGCAAGUGGAAAUAUAUUUGAACGUAAUGGAACUAAACAACAUUAUUCAUUUCAUUGUGAUUCAUUUGAUCCAUCACCGUCAUCAUCUUUAUUACAACCAUAUACAUUUCCAUCAGAUGCAUUUGAUAGUUUAGGUUGUCCACGUCGUACACGAAUUUUAAGUAGUUUAUUACAUGGAGAUGUUGUUUGUGCAGUAACAAUAUCAGAUCAAAAUAAACAUAUAUAUACAGGUGGAAAAGGUUGUGUAAAAAUCUGGGAUUUAAAAGAGAGUAUAUAUAAUAAUACGAAUUCAAAUGGUAGAAAUUCACCAUUGACAAUAAGUAAACCUGUUGGUCAAUUUGAAUGUUUGAGUCGAGAUGCUUAUAUACGUUCUGUAAAACUUUUACCAGAUGGUCGAACAUUAAUUGUUGGUGGUGAAGCAUCAAAUAUUUCAAUAUGGGAUCUUAAUUUAACACCAUCAACACCAAAUGGUUCUGCAUUAGGACGUGAUGGUAGUAAUUCAAAUUCUUCAACAUCAUCAAAUAGUUCAACAUAUACACCUGUUAUAAAAUUAAAAGGAGAAUUACAAUCAAAAGCAGCUGCUUGUUAUGCAUUAGCUAUAUCAACAGAUGGUAAACUUUGUUUUAGUUGUUGUUCAGAUGGAAAUGUACUUGUUUGGGAUAUACAAAAUCAAAUAAUUGUUCGACAAUUUCAAGGUCAUAAUGAUGGUGCAAGUUGUAUUGAUUUAACACCUGAUGGUUUACGUGUUUGGACAGGUGGUCUUGAUAAUACUGUACGUUGUUGGGAUAUACGUGAAGGUCGACAAUUACAACAAUAUGAAUUUGAUUCACAAAUAUUUUCACUUGGUUAUUGUCCAACAGGUGGUGAUUGGUUAGCUGUUGGUAUGGAACAAAGUUUAAUUGAUAUAUUAAAUGUAUCAUCAACUAAACCUGAUAAAUAUCGUUUAACAUUACAUGAAAGUUGUGUACUAGCAUUAAAAUUUGCACGAUCAGGUCAAUGGUUUGUAUCAACAAGUAAAGAUAAUCAAUUAACUGGUUGGAAAACACCAUAUGGUGCAAAAUUAUUUGAUAAUAAAGAAUGUUCGUCUGUAUUAAGCUGCGAUGUAUCACAAGAUGAUAAUUUCAUCGUGACCGGUUCCGGUGAUAAAAAAGCGACUUUAUAUGAAGUUAUUUAUGAACGAUAA